GGGAACCCAGCGCACCCAAACUGGAAGGUCACAUGGGAGAAGAUGGCAACUCCAUUAAAGUGAAUGUUAUCAAGCAGGAUGAUGGUGGCUCCCCUAUCAGGCAUUACCUGAUCAAAUACAAAGCUAAGCAUUCCUCAGAGUGGAAACCAGAAAUCAGACUUCCCUCUGGCAGCGACCACGUCAUGCUCAAGUCCUUGGACUGGAACGCAGAGUACGAGGUUUACGUCAUCGCGGAAAACCAGCAAGGGAAGUCCAAGCCAGCCCGCUACGCCUUCCGGACCUCUGCUCAGCCCACGGUCAUCCCAGCCAGCACUAGCCCUACGUCAGGCCUGGGGACUGCUGCCAUCAUAGGCAUUCUCAUCGUUAUCUUUGUGCUGCUCCUGGUGGCUGUGGAUGUCACCUGCUACUUCCUGAACAAGUGUGGCCUGCUGAUGUGCAUUGCUGUCAACUUAUGUGGCAAAUCCGGCCCAGGAGCCAAGGGCAAAGACAUGGAGGAGGGCAAAGCUGCCUUCUCGAAAGAUGAGUCCAAGGAGCCUAUUGUGGAGGUGCGGACGGAAGAGGAGCGGACCCCCAACCACGAUGGGGGAAAGCACACAGAGCCCAACGAGACCACCCCGCUGACAGAGCCAGAGCACCCCACCGACACUGCAGCCACUGUUGAGGACAUGCUGCCUUCUGUAACUACGGGCACCACUAACUCUGACACUAUCACUGAAACCUUUGCCACUGCUCAGAACAGCCCCACCAGCGAGACCACUACUCUGACCUCCAGUAUUGCCCUGCCAGCCACAGCCACCCCUGACUCAAACUCCGUGUCGCCUGGCCAGGCUACUCCAGCCAAAGGGGCAGCCCCCUCAGUCUCUUCACCACCACCCUCCUCCACCCCCAAAGUGGCCCCCCUUGUUGAUCUCAGUGAUACCCCAAGCUCUGCUCCAGCUGCUAAUAAUUUGUCUUCAAGUGUCCUGUCCAGCCAAGGUGCAGUGCUCAGCCCCAGCGCUGUUGCUGGUGUGGCUGAGGCCUCCAAAGCAGCAGUGGGUAACAAACCAGCUGCCCCGAGCCCCGCAAACCUUGCUAGCCCUCCAGCUCCAUCAGAGCCCAAGCAGGAGGUCUCCAGCACCAAGAGCCCCGAGAAGGAAGCUGUGCAGCCCAGCACAGUGAAGAGCCCAACAGAGCCAACCAAGAACCUAAGCAAUCUGAAGAGUGAAGCUGCUUCAGGCAGCGCCACAAACCCCUCCCAGAAUGAGGACUUUAAAAUGGACGAAGGGACUUUCAAGACACCAGACAUUGACCUUGCAAAGGAUGUUUUUGCAGCUCUUGGCACUACUACUCCUGCCAAUGUGGCUAGUGGGCAAACUCGAGAGCUUGCUUCUUCCACUGCAGACAGCUCUGUACCUGCUGCACCUGCAAAGACCGAGAAAAUCCCAGUAGAAGACAAAUCUGAAGUGCAAGCAACGGAAACCAAGACACCUCCAGCAGAAGUCAAGACGGUCCCCAAUGAAGCCACACAAACAAAUGAGAAUGAGAGCAAAGCAUGAUCAGUGACAGAUGACAGCAAAUGACAGAACAACUUCACCCAAG
Merops nubicus (carmine bee-eater) is the source of this 1578-nucleotide messenger RNA. Its product is annotated as neural cell adhesion molecule 1-like. NCBI's taxonomy places the organism in Eukaryota, Metazoa, Chordata, Aves, Coraciiformes, Meropidae. The annotation marks the transcript as partial. The transcript is spliced from 6 exons. The record is from RefSeq and is a predicted model, not a curated record. Gene Ontology annotation, molecular function: protein binding.